Acanthoscelides obtectus is the source of this 234-nucleotide messenger RNA. NCBI's taxonomy places the organism in Eukaryota, Metazoa, Arthropoda, Insecta, Coleoptera, Chrysomelidae. The record is from the annotation of a GenBank genome assembly.
AUGGUGUCUCACCCACCCUACAGCCCAGACUUAGCACCAAGUGACUUCCAUCUCUUCCCUGAGUUGAAGAAAAACCUUGGCGGAACCCAAUUACAGACAGAUGAAGAGGUGCAAAACGCGGUUGUUAGUUUUCUACACGGACAGGCGGAAGAGUUCUAUGACUCUGGUUUGAAGAAGUGGGUGCCUCGAAUGCAGAGAUGCAUAGAACGCAACGAAGAUUAUGUAGAAAAAUAA